AUGUUGAAUCUUGCAAUUGAAAUAUCCACCCUUCGAACCAAUUCAAAUCUUAAACAACAAAUGCCAUCUCGUCAAGCAGAUAUUCCUAGCGCCUUAAUUGGAGUCAACAACUUGGUUAUUGACCAAGCAAAAGGUAAAGUUACCAUUUCCGAAGAAGUUAUCAAAAAAUUAGCCCCUGGAUCAGUUGACUACUUGCCAACAUGGACCAAAAGUGAAAAGUAUGAGCCAUAUGAGUUUCAAGAACACCAGGACAAUGCCUUGAAGGCAGACAAAGAGUUGCCAAACUUGUUUCCAACGGGUAAAAAGGUUGAAGUGACUACCAUUUCUCCAAAGUUGGGUACUGAAAUCAGAGGUGUUCAGUUGUCAGAGUUGAACGAUGCCGGUAAGGAUGAGGUUGCUUUGCUUGCUUCUCAAAGAGGUGUGUUGGUUUUCAGAGACCAAGACUUGAUUUCCAAGGGACCUGAUUAUUUGACCAAAUAUGUCAGUCAUUAUGGGACUUUGCACAUCCACCCAACUUCUGGUGCGCCACAAGGACAUCCAGACAUUCAUUCUGUCUUGACUGGAAAUGCUAAAGAGGACCCAUUUGCAAAGAGAAACAGACUUGUUGGUUUCCACUCUGACGUCAGUUACGAAUUGAACCCUACUGGUGUUUCUUUCCUUGCUGUUACUAGUAUCCCAAAAACCGGUGGAGGAGAUACAGUCUUUGCUGACAACAUUGAAGCUUACAACCGUUUGUCUCCCAAGUUUCAAGAAAAGUUGCAGGACUUGUAUGCUGUUCAUAGUGCUGUUGAGCAAGCAAACUAUGCAGUUUUGAAAGGAGGGGUGGUUAAGAGACACCCUGUUGAAAACAUUCACCCAAUUGUUCGUACCACUCCUUCUGGACAAAAGGUCUUGUACGUCAACACCGGUUUCACUAGAAGAAUUGUUGAUUUGAAAACCGAAGAGUCAGAGUACUUGUUGAAGUUUUUGCUUGACCACAUCAACAAUGGCCAUGACUUCCAAAUUAGAGUCAACUGGCAACCAGGAACUGUUGUUAUCUUUGACAACCGUAUUGUUAGUCACUCGGCAAUUUUGGACUUUGACACCACUGACCCAAGAUUAAUCAUUCGUGCUGCUGCUAGAGCUGAAAGACCAGUGCAUGACUUGAAAGAUUUGAACAAGCCAGAUGAAAACUUGGUCUUUGAAGGUCCAGAAUACUUUGGAGGUAAAUAG
Lodderomyces theae is the source of this 1212-nucleotide messenger RNA. RefSeq lists its product as uncharacterized. Gene Ontology annotation, cellular component: cytoplasm. The transcript has a single exon. The record is from RefSeq and is a predicted model, not a curated record. Gene Ontology annotation, molecular function: sulfonate dioxygenase activity. Lineage: Eukaryota; Fungi; Ascomycota; Pichiomycetes; Serinales; Debaryomycetaceae. Gene Ontology annotation, biological process: sulfur compound catabolic process. The coding region runs from base 1 to 1212 and encodes 403 amino acids.